AUGCCUGUUAUGAAAGGCUUGUUAGCGCCUCAGAAUACCUUUUUGGACACCAUAGCAACGCGGUUUGAUGGAACACACAGUAAUUUUAUCCUUGCAAAUGCUCAAGUAUACCGGGGCUUCCCCAUUGUCUACUGCUCGGAUGGAUUCUGCGACCUUACUGGCUAUGCUCGCACUGAAGUCAUGCAGAAGAAUUGUGGGUGCCGAUUCCUGCAUGGAGCAGAGACCAAUGACCACGUUUCCGUGCAGAUUGAGAAAGCACUCGACAGCAAGCAAGAGUUCCAAGGGGAAGUCCAAUUCUACAAGAAAUCUGGCACUGCAUUCUGGUGUCAGCUUGACAUUGUACCCAUUAAAAAUGAGAAGGGAGAAGUUGUGCUGUUCCUUGUCUCCUUUAAGGAUGUCACAGAUACCCGAGGCAAAAGCCACCAGGGAGACGGGAAGGAAGAGGAAAAGCGCAAGAACAAAAAGAGUAGUGGGUCACAUUUUAGCGUUGCACGCAGACAGGGCAGAACAGUCCUCUACCAUCUGACCAGCCAUCUUCAAAAACGAGACAAAAGUAAAGUUACGCUGAAUAAUAACAUGUUUGAGAAUAAGCCCUCCCUCCCAGAGUAUAAAGUGGCGUCCAUCCAGAAAUCCCGCUUCAUCCUCAUGCACUACAGCAUGUUCAAAGCCGGAUGGGACUGGCUCAUCUUACUGGCCACGUUUUAUGUUGCUGUGACCGUCCCUUACAAUGUUUGCUUCACAGAAAGUGAUGACAGCUCCUCCACUUCCCGCAGCACGACUGUGAGCGACAUUGCUGUGGAAAUGCUUUUCAUUUUCGAUAUUAUCCUGAACUUUCGUACCACUUAUGUCAGUCAGUCAGGUCAAGUGGUUUAUGAUGCUCGAUCCAUCUGCAUCCAUUAUGGAACCACAUGGUUUAUUGUGGAUCUAAUAGCUGCGCUGCCAUUUGAUCUUCUUUAUGCCUUUAACAUCACUGUGACCUCUUUGGUUCACUUGUUGAAGACUGUGCGCCUGUUGCGACUGCUGCGUUUAUUACAAAAGCUUGACCGGUAUUCCCAGUACAGCGCUAUGGUCCUCACACUUCUAAUGUCAAUGUUUGCAUUGCUCGCGCACUGGAUGGCCUGCAUUUGGUAUGUGAUUGGCAGGAGGGAGAUGGAAAUGAAUGAUCCACACACGUGGGACAUUGGGUGGUUGAAUGAGCUGGGAAAACGGUUAGAGAUGCCAUACACAAACAACUCUGUUGGUGGUCCUUCCGUCAGAAGUGCCUAUAUUGCUGCCCUCUACUUCACCCUGAGCAGCUUAACCAGCGUCGGCUUUGGAAACGUUUCUGCAAACACAGAUGCAGAGAAAAUAUUUUCGAUUUGCACCAUGCUUAUAGGAGCUCUGAUGCAUGCUGUUGUUUUUGGGAAUGUUACUGCCAUCAUCCAGCGCAUGUACUCAAGGCGCUCACUCUACCACACUCGAAUGAAGGACCUGAAAGACUUUAUUCGAGUACACCACCUUCCUCAGCAGCUCAAACAGCGAAUGCUAGAAUAUUUUCAGACAACAUGGUCAGUGAAUAAUGGUAUCGAUGCCAAUGAGCUUUUACGAGACUUCCCAGAUGAGCUACGUGCCGACAUUGCCAUGCACCUCAACAAGGAGAUUCUGCAGUUACCCCUCUUUAUAUCAGCCAGUCGGGGGUGCUUGAGAUCACUGUCCCUCCAUAUCAAAACAUCUUUCUGUGCCCCGGGAGAGUACCUCAUCAGACAGGGUGAUGCUUUGCAAGCAAACUACUUUGUGUGCUCAGGCUCAAUGGAAGUCUUGAAAGACAACAUGGUGCUGGCAAUUCUUGGUAAAGGGGACCUGAUUGGUGCAGACCUUUCAACCAAGGGCCGGGUGAUUAAAACAAAUGCUGAUGUCAAAGCGUUAACUUAUUGUGACCUUCAAUACAUCAGUCUGAGAGGCCUGAGUGAGGUAUUGGAACUUUAUCCUGAAUAUUCAAGCAAAUUCCUCGCUGACAUCCACCAUGUCCUGACCUUCAACCUUGAAGAAGGGCGUGAAGCAUUGGGAAUCUCAAAAUUUGCCAAAUCCCCAAGACUUUCUCAGAAUCGCUUGGAGAGCAGUGACAAUUCCAAUAAGAAACUUCCCUCCAUUUUGGAAACCGAGGAUGAACCAAACGAAUAUUCGCACCUCUCACCAGCUACUAAGACACGGAGGAAGCUCACGUUGCCUGGUUUGAACAGCCCAAUCCGACGGGGGUCACUCGGAAGCUUGCUCGGAGAUGACCUCAAGCAUUAUUCGACGAUGAGGCUUGGCAGUCGGUCACCAGGAAAGUGCAGAAGUGGGGGAAGCCCCCAACGCAAGAAGGAAGACAUCGCAUUUAAUGGUGGAAAUAGUAAUGCACGAAAGCCAGCAAAACUACUUCUACCAUCUCUAAACUGCUGUGGACCUCCAGACCUAAGUCCUAGGAUUGUUGAUGGGAUUGAAGAUGAUGGCAAGACAUAUGAAACACCAACAUUUCACUUUGAUGUAGAUCAGAAUUUUCAGAAACCAACCAAAUUCUCUCCAAAAAAAGCUGCAUCUCAGGGGAAUCCAGCUGCAGCAGCCGAGGCACAAGAAAUAAAACAGAACAUCUGCAGACUUAACCAGGAGAUGAAUGACCUAAAUCAGGAGGUAUCUCAGCUUGCCAAAGAGCUUCAUCAUAUGAUGCACCUUCUUCAAAGGCAAUUGUCUGCUCCGCAGCACACCCCUACAAUGAACUGCUCCCCAUAUGUUGUCUCCAUGGUUUCUUCCUCAAUUCCUUCUGUCAACAGCACUGGGAGUGAAUGGCAACCAAGAUGCUCAUAUGCUCUACAGCCAUCUGCUCUACAUGUACAGCCUGGGACCAUCACUGGAGCUCAGCACAGCCAAAGCACCAGAACUCCCAGCUCCUGGAACUUCAACAAUCCUUCAACCACAGCAUGCUAUCCAGGGAGCUCCGUCAGGGCAACAGUAUCGUGCCAAAGGACAGCAGAUGUAGAACUUCAUCAUCCAACAGUGGACUGUUUCCAUACAAUCUCAAGUCCUGUGGUAUCAUUUCCUUAUCAAAUACCUCCAGGUGAUCAGAGAAAGAGCCCAAUACAUCAUUCAGACUUGAAUCGAAAUCCUACUCAAUCUGUGGCAGGCUCUCCAGAUGUUGCUUGGUCAGCCUCACAGAACAAUAGUUGCUCUGUUGCUUCCUCUCCCUCUGGACGGUCUACAUUAAUGUCCCAGAAUCUCAAUCUUUCGACAUCUCCAAACCCUCGUCAUUCUCUGUGUCCGUCUAUUGCCACUAACAACUCUCUGAUUACUGUGAGUCCGGAUCGAUCUGUUUUGAGAACUUCGAGCUCCAUGCAGCCUGUUCACAACUCUUCAAACUCUGUACAUUCGGUCCCAAUCUCGCCAACCACCAGCCCACUUAUUUCAAUCAUCCCAACACCCUAUCAGCCUGAAAACUCCUCUCUGAACAUUUGUCAAUCCUUCGCAGUAAUUCCCAAUCCCAGCCACUCGAUGCUUGGUUCGCCAAGUUCCAAUCAGUGUUUCCCAUCCUCUGCUGUUUCUGGCCUGAGCUCUGUGGAGGAUUUGAUGGGGCUGAACCCUAAGUGCACAAGUGAUGAAUGCACAUCUUGA
Molecule: messenger RNA, 3624 nt
Organism: Carcharodon carcharias (great white shark)
Lineage: Eukaryota; Metazoa; Chordata; Chondrichthyes; Lamniformes; Lamnidae
Gene: kcnh4b
Product: potassium voltage-gated channel, subfamily H (eag-related), member 4b
Exons: 16
Coding region: 1-3624 (1207 amino acids)
Biological process (GO): potassium ion transmembrane transport; regulation of membrane potential
Cellular component (GO): membrane
Molecular function (GO): voltage-gated potassium channel activity
Source: RefSeq, a predicted model, not a curated record